GAAUAGGAAGUGGCCAGGCUCCUCAUAAACCGGCUCUGGUGGCGUUUGGGUUGCCGAUGGCUGAGCUCUACCUCCAGCUUAGAUCAACGUCUUAGUGACAGUUACUCCUGCCCAGAUAUUGCUACCCGUCCUGCUCCAGCAGCAUGCUUUAGUGCUCUUAUGAGUUUCCUCACCUUGUAGUCUGCUGCAGUGAAGUGGCGGCUUUGUCUGAGAUGUGGGUUUUCGGUUACGGCUCUCUGAUAUGGAAAGUGGACUUUCCGUACGAGGUGAAGCGUGUGGGCUUCAUCAAGGGCUUCAGCCGCAGGUUCUGGCAGGGAAGUACAGAUCACCGAGGGGUUCCCGGCAAGCCUGGACGUGUGGUGACACUAAUAGAAGAUCCUGAGGGAUGUGUUUGGGGUGUUGCGUACAAGUUGCCCUCAGGGCGGGAGAAGGAGGUGAAGGAGUACCUUGACUACAGGGAGAAAGGUGGAUAUGCGGUGAGGAUGGUAACGUUUCAUCCUAAAGAUGCGGAACACGAGCCAAUGCACGACACAUUGCUCUACAUUGGAUCAUGUGACAACCCAGACUACCUCGGGCCAGCACCUCUGGAAAUGAUCGCCCAGCAGAUCAUGAAGUCAGUUGGUCCCAGUGGGAGGAACACGGAGUAUCUGUUUGAGCUGGCUGAGGCUCUUAGACAGCUGGUACCUGAAGACUCAGACGAUCACCUGUUCUCAUUGGAGAGGAUGGUCAAGGAUCUCUUAGUGCAGGCUGCAGAGUGACCCUCUUUCAACCUGAUUACCUGCUCAACAGUACGAGCAACUGGGUGCUCACUUGAUCCACACAUGUUCUUAAAGCACACGGCUAGUGUUUUACAGAGGGAGUUGGUAGAUGAAGUUGUUACACUCAAACUUUUGCACAACGUUGUACUUACUUACUGCAGGUCUCACUCAAAAAUACACCUAUAGAGCAAUGUCCAACAACUUUACCUUAGUCUUGAACAGGGUGCUGUUCUGUGUAUACAUGUUUUAAUACUGCACACUGAGGAAGAGCGUGUGUACAUGUAUUCUAGUUAUACAGCAAGUAUAUUUAUUGAAAUUGCUUUAUUCAAGAAGGGAAAUAAACACUUGAAAUGUCAGUUAAUGCACAUAGCUAUGAUUACCUAAUUUUACUCUUAUGAAGAUGUUAUUGCUGAUAAAGACCGUCCUGUCAUUUGAAAAGCUGAAUCAGAGAGACGUGGUGGUUUUGGGCCUACUGGGGGGGAAAUGGUUCUGUAGAAAUUGAUUUGACUUGUAAAAGCUGCGAAUGUGCUGAACUACAUGUGUCCUUAUGUUCAGGUCCUCAGCUUGCUGUCACAAAUUCUUAAAAUACUUUUACAUGAAUAACUAAAGUAUAUUAAAUGUAUCUAGAAAAUG
This is a messenger RNA of Pygocentrus nattereri (red-bellied piranha), 1391 nucleotides long. It is a transcript of the gene chac2, whose product is annotated as ChaC, cation transport regulator homolog 2 (E. coli). Bases 213 to 758 code for a protein of 181 amino acids. The transcript has 3 exons. NCBI's taxonomy places the organism in Eukaryota, Metazoa, Chordata, Actinopteri, Characiformes, Serrasalmidae. Gene Ontology annotation, biological process: glutathione catabolic process. The record is from RefSeq and is a predicted model, not a curated record. Gene Ontology annotation, cellular component: cytoplasm. Gene Ontology annotation, molecular function: glutathione specific gamma-glutamylcyclotransferase activity; gamma-glutamylcyclotransferase activity.